GGACUGAGAGACGCUACCGAACAGGAAGCGCUGCCACCGAGCCAGGAGCCGCUUCCCUCAGCAAGCGAGAAGAGGGCAAAGUCUGGGCUGGUGAGAGCGAGGAGGGGCGGCACCAGCGACCGGAUUCCUCCCUUCGGACCCCUCCGCCCCCUUACAAAUCCGCCGGGAACUCCGCGCGGCCCUCCCGCCGUGUAGCUCCUGGCUCCAGGAGCCCCGGAGGGCUGCUGAGGAUGUCGGGCGGCGGCGGCAGCCGGGAAGAGGAGCGGCGCAAGCUGGCCGACAUCAUCAACCACUGGAACGCGAACCGGCUGGACCUGUUCGAGAUCAGCCCCCCCACCGAGGAUCUGGAAUUCCAUGGAGUUAUGAGAUUUUAUUUUCAAGACAAAGCAGCUGGAAAUUUUGCAACAAAAUGUAUCCGUGUGUCUAGCACUGCUACAACUCAGGAUGUAAUAGAAACACUUGCAGAGAAAUUUCGGCCGGAUAUGCGGAUGUUAUCAUCCCCUAAAUACUCACUUUAUGAAGUGCACGUCAGUGGAGAAAGAAGAUUGGAUAUAGACGAGAAACCUUUAGUUGUACAAUUAAAUUGGAACAAAGAUGAUCGAGAAGGAAGAUUUGUACUCAAGAAUGAAAAUGAUGCACUUUCUGCAAAGAAGGCUCAAAGCAAUGGCCCUGAAAAACAAGAAAAAGAAGGAGUGAUUCAGAACUUCAAACGAACUUUAUCAAAAAAAGAAAAGAAGGAAAAAAAGAGGCGGGAUAAAGAAGCAUCACGGCAAGCUUUAGAUGGUGAUGGGCUGUUUCAUGGGGAUGAUAUUGAGAAUUCUCGCCUUGCAGCAGAGGUCUACAAAGAUAUGCCUGAGACCAGUUUCACACGAACAAUAUCUAAUCCAGAGGUGGUAAUGAAACGACGGAGACAGCAAAAGCUAGAAAAGAGAAUGCAAGAGUUCCGGAGCUCUGAUGGCAGACCAGAUUCAGGUGGUACAUUGAGGAUUUAUGCAGACAGUUUGAAACCAAAUAUACCAUACAAGACAAUCCUGCUAUCUACCACAGAUACAGCAGACUUUGCAGUUAUUGAAGCACUGGAGAAGUAUGGUCUCGAAAAGGAAAACCCCAAGGACUACUGUAUUGCUCGUGUCAUGCUUCCUCCUGGUGCUCAACAUUCUGAUGAUAAAGGUGCUAAGGAAUCUAUUCUUGAUGAUGAUGAGUGCCCACUUCAGAUAUUCAGGGAAUGGCCAAGUGACAAAGGGAUACUGGUCUUUCAGUUGAAAAGGCGACCACCUGAUUAUGUUCCAAAGAAGUUGAAGAAACAAUUUGAUGGAAAGCCAUUAAAGGGGAAGGAAAGAGUUGACGGGUCUGGUUAUGGCUCUUCCCUUCCUCCAGAGAAGCUACCUUAUCUGGUUGAACUAAGUCCCGGGAGAAGGAAUCACUUUGCCUACUUCAACUAUCACACUUAUGAAGAUGGCUCUGACUCAAGAGAUAAACCAAAGCUCUAUCGUCUGCAGUUAAGUGUGACAGAAGUUGGUACAGAAAAAUUUGAUGACAACUCCAUACAGUUGUUUGGUCCAGGAAUUCAGCCUCAUCAUUGUGACCUCACUAAUAUGGAUGGAGUUGUUACAGUUACCCCAAGAAGCAUUGAUGCCGAGACUUAUGUAGAAGGUCAGCGGAUCUCAGAGACCACUAUGCUACAAAGUGGUAUGAAGGUUCAGUUUGGGACCUCUCAUGUAUUUAAAUUUGUGGAUCCCAUUCAAGAUCACAUUCCUAAAGGACGUCUAGAUGCAGGACACAUGGUGAAAAGUUCACGACUCAAACCUGGAGCUGUACAGGAAACUACAUUUGACUUAGAAGGAGAUGUCCAUAGUGGAACAGGAUUGCCUGCAAGCAAGAGUACCAACAGAUUGGACAGUGACAGAAUGUCGGCAUCCAGCACAGCUGAACGAGGCAUGGUCAAGCCAAUGAUCAGAAUAGAACAGCAGGAUUACCACAGGCAGGAUGGCAGACCUCAGGACGCACAUGGACCUGAAUUGAUAUUACCUGCAAGCAUUGAAUUCAGGGAAAGCUCUGAAGAUUCCUUUUUGUCUGCCAUUAUAAAUUACACCAAUAGCUCAACAGUUCAUUUUAAGCUGUCGCCUACAUAUGUUUUGUAUAUGGCAUGUCGGUAUGUAUUGUCGAGCCAGUACAGACCUGACAUCAGUCCUGCUGAACGUACUCACAAAGUUAUUGCAAUAGUCAACAAGAUGGUGAGCAUGAUGGAAGGAGUUAUACAGGAGGUAGACCAGGUUGAUCAGAAACAGAAGAAUAUUGCAGGGUCACUUGCUUUCUGGAUGGCAAAUGCAUCUGAGCUGCUAAACUUCAUUAAACAGGAUCGAGAGCUUAGCCGAAUCACCUUAGAUGCGCAAGAUGUUUUGGCACACCUAGUUCAAAUGGCAUUCAAAUAUCUGGUUCAUUGUCUUCAGUCAGAGCUUAACAACUACAUGCCUGCAUUUCUUGAUGAUCCAGAAGAAAAUAAUCCUCAAAGGCCUAAAAUAGAUGACGUCUUGCAUACGCUGACUGGAGCCAUGUCCCUGCUGCGGCGAUGUAGAGUGAACGCUGCAUUGACCAUACAGCUCUUUUCCCAGCUGUUCCACUUUGUCAACAUGUGGCUUUUUAACCGAUUGGUUACUGAUCCAGAUUCAGGAUUGUGUUCACAUUACUGGGGAGCCAUCAUCCGGCAGCAGCUGGGGCACAUUGAAGCCUGGGCAGAAAAGCAGGGCUUGGAGCUGGCUGCUGAUUGUCAUCUCAGUAGGAUAGUACAAGCAACUACUUUACUUACUAUGGAUAAGUAUUCACGUGAAGACAUUCCAAAUAUCAACAGUACCUGCUUUAAACUCAAUUCUCUACAACUGCAUGCAUUGCUACAAAAUUAUCAUUGUGCCCCAGAUGAGCCAUUUAUUCCAACCGAAUUAAUAGAAAAUGUUGUAGCGGUGGCAGAAAAUACCGCAGAUGAGCUGGCUCGAAGUGAUGGUAGAGAAGUACAGUUAGAAGAGGACCCUGAUCUACAGCUACCCUUUCUUCUGCCAGAAGAUGGUUACUCAUGUGAUGUUGUCAGAAACAUCCCAAAUGGGCUGCAAGAAUUUUUAGAUCCACUUUGCCAAAGAGGUUUCUGCAGAUUGACACCUCAUCCACGUUCACCAGGAACUUGGACAAUAUAUUUUGAAGGUGCAGAUUAUGAAAGUCAUCUGUUGCAAGAUAAUGCUGACCUGGCUCAUCCCUUGAGGAAGGAACCUGAGAUAAUCACUGUGACACUAAAGAAACAAAAUGGGAUGGGUCUGAGCAUUGUGGCUGCUAAGGGGGCUGGUCAAGAUAAACUUGGAAUCUAUGUCAAAUCUGUGGUCAAAGGUGGUGCUGCAGAUGUGGAUGGACGACUGGCUGCAGGGGAUCAGUUACUUAGUGUGGAUGGACGCAGUUUGGUUGGACUAUCCCAAGAGAGGGCAGCAGAGCUGAUGACAAGAACAGGAUCAGUAGUGACUCUAGAAGUAGCAAAACAAGGAGCAAUUUAUCAUGGUUUAGCAACUUUGCUUAACCAGCCGUCUCCAAUGAUGCAAAGAGUUUCAGACCGCCGUGGCUCAGGAAAACCCCGACCAAAGAGUGAAGGAUUUGAGCUAUAUAACAACUCCGCUCAGAAUGGAUCCCCUGAGAGCCCCCAGUUGCCUUGGACAGAAUAUAAUGAACCAAAGAAAUUGCCAGGGGAUGACAGACUGAUGAAAAAUCGAGCUGAUCACCGAUCUAGUCCCAAUGUAGCAAACCAGCCUCCAAGUCCUGGGACCAAGAAUGCAUAUGCAGCUGGAACCACUAACAAGAUAACAUCAGUGUCUACGGGAAAUCUUUGCACAGAGGAACAGAUUCUACCACCCAGACCGGAAGCAUAUCCUAUCCCAACACAAACUUACACUAGAGAAUAUUUCACAUUCCCAGCCUCCAAAUCCCAGGAUCGAAUGGGUCCUGCUCAGAAUCAGUGGUCGAGUUAUGAAGAGAAACCCCAAAUUCCACCUGAAAGUAAUCAUUAUAUCAGUGUUGCAAUGCAGCGUGUAACGCGUUCUCAGGAGGAACUACGAGAUGAUAAAGUUUAUCAGCCAGAAAGGAGUCGACUAGAAGUUGCCAUACGAAAAGAUGUGGAAUAUAUUGAUCGCAAAUCAGACAGUGAUCCAUGGAUGAAUUCUUCUGUGGAUUCUAGCACAUCAAGCCAAGAGCAUCUAAACCAUUCCUCUAAAUCUGUUCCCCCUGGUUCUUCUUUAACCAAAACUGGACCUGGUCGCUGGAAAACUCCUAUUGUUUCUCAACCAGUAUCACUAGUGACUUCCCAGUCCACCAGAACCGACCUUCCUCCCCCUCCCCCUCCUCCACCAGUGCACUAUUCAACUGACUUUGAUGGGCUGCAAAUGGAUUUGCCUCUUCCGCCACCGCCACCACCUCCAAGCCAGUUGGGGCCACAGUCAUCAUCUCAGGUUGCUGCUGCAGAACGCAAAAAGAGAGAAGAACAUCAAAGGUGGUAUGAAAAAGAGAAAGCCCGUUUAGAGGAAGAGCGAGACAGGAAGCGUCGGGAGCAGGAAAGAAAACUGGGGCAAAUGCGUUCCCAGCCACUAAUUCCUGCGCAGUCCCUACUUCCUCCAGUUUCAGUUCAGCAGGUGAAACCAGAAAAGCCUUCAACAUUGCAGAGAUCCCAGGAAACUGUCAUUAGAGAAUUACAGCCCCAGCAGCAACCCCGAACCAUUGAGCGAAGAGAUCUGCAGUACAUCACCAUCAGCAAAGAAGAGUUGUCCUCUACUGAUAGCUUAUCUCCUGACCCUUGGAAACGAGAUGCGAAGGAGAAGCUGGAGAAGCAGCAGCAGAUGCACAUUGCAGACAUGCUGAGCAAAGAGAUUCAGGAUCUUCAAAAUAAGCCAGAUAGAACAGCUGAAGAGAAUGACCGCCUGCGCAAGCUCAUGCUGGAGUGGCAGUUCCAGAAACGACUCCAAGAGUCAAAGCAAAAAGAUGAUGAUGACGACGAUGAAGAAGAUGAUGAUAUUGAUACUAUGCUGAUUAUGCAGCGACUGGAAGCUGAGAGAAGAGCAAGGCUACAGGAUGAAGAGCGUAGACGGCAGCAGCAGUUGGAAGAAAUGCGUAAAAGGGAAGCAGAAGACAGGGCCAGGCAAGAAGAAGAGCGCCGGCGCCAAGAGGAGGAGCGGACAAAGCGAGAGGCUGAACAAAAGAGGCGACAAGAAGAAGAAUAUUACAAUCGCUUGGAAGCUGAAAGGCGCCGUCAGCAUGAUGAGGCAGAACGGAGAUUGCUGGAGCCCGAUGAGCCUGGUCUGUACAGACCUCCGCUUCCACGGGAAUAUGAAUUCCCACCCUUGCCCCCUUCAUCUAAUGCUCCUCCUCCCCCACCUCAGCGAAACACCUCUUACCUCAAAACACAGGUCCUCUCCCCAGAUACGCUUUAUACUGCCACGUUUGUUUCAUACAAUGAUGAGGAGGAGGAGGAUUCCUGUCUAGCAGCAGGCUCAAACUACACUGGAUCUACUGGAGCAAUUGCAGGCCCACAUGAACCCUUCCGGGACCUGAGAGAGAAAAAAGCAAAAAGUCAAGAUGCAGAUUUACCUGGUGCACCAGAAAACUUGACUUUUCGGGAACGUCAGAGACUCUUUUCCCAGGGUCAGGAUGUGUCCAACAAAGUUAAGGCAUCUAGGAAAUUAAUGGAAUUGGAAAAUGAAUUAAACACAAAAUAGGAUUAAAGGCACCUUAUGAAACAUAAUCCGAAGAAUAUCUGUGGGACUAGGGAAGGGGCUGUUCAAGAAGGGAGAAGUGUCUUCUGACAAUUGAAAUGGAAUCUCAACAUCUGGAUGGUUGAGAUUUAGAUAUGUUGCAAUGGCAAGAAAAACAUUUUUUCCCCAAGAGCUUGUGUUUAUUCAAUGAAAGCACUGUAAAAUGUAUUUUAAUUAUAUGAAUCAAAUGUCAUUAUGUCCUUUCUCCACACCCUUUCCUUUCUUUGAGGAUUUAACUACUUCUGCAAAGGUCCUGGAUCACACUUACUGAAGAAUUGUUGCUUCCUUGUCUUACAAAAAAUACUUUGUUAGCUGCUACACAGAUAAAGUGGCUAUAGCUUGAACUGCCUAAACUAAACUCUGCACUGGCUUGUUGCACUCUAGAUUGUUUGAUUCAAAGUAUGAGGUGGUAGACAGUUUACUAGCAUAUCACUAAAAACUUGUGGUUAGAGUCUGGGUUUCCUUGGAUAUUCUCUUGCAGUAAAAACAGAAUUGAAUACUCUGAAACUAAAAGGGCUGUGUUAGCACAUUUUAAUCCUUAGACACAGAGUGAUAUCUAUAUUCAUAGAGUUUUGGGGACAUGAAAUACUUGACUUGAUUUAUAUUGGUGACAGUCCAGUGAUGUGAUAAAACAUGCACCCUGGAUUUUCCAGCUCUUCUUCCUUCAUCCCUACACUUGAGCUGUAAACUACUUUUAAAACUUGAGUUGUGAAAUCCUUGGUAAGAGCUGAAAGAAGAGAUUGGUAAAAUGUAGAUGGACGCAUAGGAAUGGUGUGUGUGUGUGUGUGUGUGUGUACAUGUAGAUUGAGAAUACAGUGUUUUAAAACUAUGUAGAAAUUCCAGACUUAAGCAAUAGGGAAUGAGUUUCUUCUGGUAGCUCCCAUUGUAGCUAAGACAAAACCAAAGUUAGAUGUUAAAAGGACUAGAAGAUUUCCAGUACUAAUAGAUAGCGUAUUAAGCACUACUUCCAGAGGGACAUGGUUACUAUGACUGUGAUAAGAAAGAUGAAAGUAUUGUCUGCCAAGAAUAAUUUUACUGCGGUGGCCUGGCAGCACAUCACUUGUCCUUCAUGUUGAGAAGUGCUGGUCAAGCAGCCUUUGGUUUACUAGCAUCCUCUUUCUAUAUAUUGUAAUAUUGGCAGUUCAAGCUAUCUUUCACACUAUAUUGCAGCAUUAUUUAAUUUUUAAGCAGUUGAAAUCUUUUUUCUCCCACAGUUCCUGUAUGGCUGAUGUUGAGAAUAAGGACCUCAUUAGAGUUUGUUUCUCAUUGUGUGAUGUUUAAAACAAUAUAUUAUAUUGUGAUUCUAAGCAAAUUUUCUAUUUGAUAAAGCCCUUAAUUGGGUUUUAGAUGAUUUUUAUGUAUAAUAUGUUAUCUUAUAAAUAUAUAUUUAGGGAAUUAUGCACACUUCCAAAUGCAAAGGGUAGACUUUCACUGCCUUAGAAAUCACUUUUAAUAAGAGUUGUAUGAUAAAUAAAUGCAAGUUAAUGAUAUUAAAAUUGGAGUGUAAAUAUUUUUUUUUACAUAUUUCAGGUUUCUUAUUUGAAAGUGUGCUUUUACCGUUCACCUGUUAAAUAUGAAGUAGGAGAUUAAAUUGGUUGAAAGUGUUAAUGAAGGAUUUGCAUGCUUGCUAUAUCUGUUAAUCAGGAAAAGCAAGCCUCCCCCAAUUUAUCUUGAGAACACUAGAUAUUCUGUGGCUGGAAUACUGUUGCUGCUAGAACCUAAGCAAAGAAAUAUCACUUACCGUGGAGUGGAUUUGACUGCUACUGGGCAUUCAGGCCACAUGUGAAUAUGAGUAAAAGUGCUUUUCAUAACUGUCUGUGCAUUAUUAUGAAAAAAGAAACAUCAAAACUGCUGUAGUUUCCCAUUUCUACUGUAUUUCACUUGCAACCUAUUUU
Molecule: messenger RNA, 7669 nt
Organism: Zootoca vivipara (common lizard)
Lineage: Eukaryota; Metazoa; Chordata; Lepidosauria; Squamata; Lacertidae
Gene: AFDN
Product: afadin, adherens junction formation factor
Biological process (GO): signal transduction; regulation of protein localization
Cellular component (GO): adherens junction
Molecular function (GO): cell adhesion molecule binding
Source: RefSeq, a predicted model, not a curated record